This is a messenger RNA of Aedes albopictus (Asian tiger mosquito), 4718 nucleotides long. Its product is annotated as zonadhesin. The transcript has 3 exons. The coding region runs from base 144 to 4592 and encodes 1482 amino acids. Lineage: Eukaryota; Metazoa; Arthropoda; Insecta; Diptera; Culicidae. The record is from RefSeq and is a predicted model, not a curated record.
UCGGGGCACCCUAUGUAAUUUUUAUUUCGAGCUGAUAAAGUCCCAGCAAAUCGGUGGUACUGGAUUUUCAAAAUAUAUAAGUCGAUUUUUGGUGUUCGUACCGAGCAGACCCUCUUUCGCUGUUAGAGGAGAGUCGUUACAAGAUGGGAACGUUUGCAUGCAGCCUAGCGUUGUUGUCGCUCGUGGUGGCGAUCGGCGUUAACGCUAGUACCAUCGGUUUACGCAAUUUGAAGCUAAAUAUCGGCAACUCGAACAACACGGAAAGUGCGCAAUCAAAUCGAACUGCUCGUCAGGUUGGAUCGUACUGUCCGUAUAGUCAGUGUCAAUCGAGACCUGUUCAAUGUCCACCUGGAAGCUUUUUUGAGAACGGCAACUGCGUUAUUCGCCAAACAUAUUGCCCAGGAGGAUAUACGCUGGUAGGGAAUACCUGCGUUGGGGCGAGUGUUUGUCCAAUGGGAUAUCACCUUAGCAACGAUAUGUGUCAUCGUAGUCCUGAACCUGUGAGGUGUGUACCGAAAACUACACAACCAAAAUGUGAAACAGGAUAUGUGUAUUCCAACGGUCAAUGCGUUAAACAGGACAUUCAAAAUCCUGAAACGAAGAGUAAGACUUCGUUGGUCACAGAACCAGCUACAUGUCCGGAUGGAUACCUUAUUGACGGACAAAGUUGCAUUUUAUACGACCGGGAACCAGCCAGGUGCGACAGGGGAGAUAUGCGUUUGGGUGAAUGUGUUGUUCCCGCCUUUUGUGAAUCGCCGUACGUCCUCAAUUCGUUCGGACAAUGCGAGAGAUCGUCCCAACAAUCCGCUAGUUGUCCUGUUGGGUCAACGCUUUACGAAGGUGGUUGCCAGUAUCCAGCUCCUACAUGCCCGAGCAACUAUACUCUUACUAAUAGGCAGUGUGUUCAGGAGCAAGUCGCUUCUGUACAGUGUAGUCGCGGAUCCAGAAUGGUGGAUAACUAUUGUGUGGUUUCGGAGCCUACAUGUCCAUCCGGUUUUGUCUCACAAGGCGGCCAAUGUAUUAAAAGUGAUUAUGAUGAACCGAGGUGCUCUUCUGGAAGUUAUAUUAGAGACAACUUUUGUGUGGCCCGUGAAGUUAGCUGUCCUUACGGCUACGAAUUGAAGGAUGAUCGAUGUGUAAAAGAGGACAGAGAGCCGGUUAGGUGCCCUCAUGGUUCAAGCAUGCGACGAGGUGUUUGCGUUGCAGAUCAAACGGUAUGCAGCUCCGGUUUCACCUACGACGAACGGUAUGGACAGUGUAUUAGAUACGAUCAACAGCCGGCUACAUGUGAACGAGGAUUCACGUUGAGUGGUGCGGAUUGUGUUAGUACGGCGCAGUGUGAUGCAGAUUUUAGACUACAGGCUGGAGAAUGUAUUCGAGAGGAACGGGAUGUUGAACAUUGCCCUAAUGGAAGCGAUCUGAUAGAUGGUGUUUGUGUCGUUUCAAGGCCUUCAUGUGAUCAUGAUUUCCAUUUCGAGAACGGAGUUUGUGUAAGGAAACAUCAAAGAGCUCCCACAUGUCCCCUUGGAUCCCGCUAUUCUGAUGGAUAUUGCAUUGCACAGAAUGCUGGAUGCCAACCAGGAUACAAACUUCGCGAUGGACAAUGCGUGCAGGAAGCUUCUGAACAGCCUCGGUGCCCUAUGGGAUAUUCAUUUGUACGAGGUUUCUGCUUGGCAAAACCAUAUUGUGAGAUGGGCUACGUAUUUGAGAACGGAAUUUGCCGUAAGCGUGACGUUGGAUCGGUAACUUGUCCAGCAGGGUCAUCGUUUCAGGAGGGUGUUUGUGUAAGCUACGAGUAUGGCUGCAUACCAGGCUUUGAGAUGCGGGAUAAUAUGUGUGUCAGAAGGCACACUUCAUCGCCGGUAUGUCCUCCUAAUUCAGAAUUCAAAGAUGGUAGUUGCUUAACCAAAACAACGCCAUCGUGUCCAUAUGGAGCAGCAUUUUCAGCUGGUAUGUGUACCAUUAGCGAAACCGCCCUGCCUACUUGUCCUCCAGGAUCCAUGUACCGCAAUGGAAUGUGUAUCGGAAUAUCCCCGUUUCCACAAACGCCUUGUGCCAGUAGUGGAUGUCAACAGCCAUGUACCUCUGGUUGUAUGUCGCAACAACCCUGUGCCAGCAAUUUUAUGUGUAGUCUGACACAAACGUGUGGAUCAUGCGGCCAGUACGCGCCACAACCUCUACAACCACAACCACAGCUUUCACAUACUCCUUCAUGUCCUUCCGACUAUCACCUAAUGAACGGUAUUUGUACGCGCCAGCGGACUUUUGCAAUGCAGUGUCAACCACCAUAUACUUUACAGGGCAAUGAGUGCGUCCAGCUAACGUCAACAAUUUGCGCAAAUGGCUUUACAAUGGAAAAUGGUCGAUGCGUACGAUACGAAAAAACGGACGUAAAUUGCCGAGCAGGAUUCUACUUGCGUAACAAUCGUUGUAUCUUCUUGAAUCCUGAUUGUGGUGCUGGUUAUCACAAUAUCAAUGGAACGUGUACUAAAGUUCUCGAAACUCGCCCUCAAUGUCCUUUGAACUAUAAAAUAUAUAAAAACUUCUGUGUCGCUCAACCGGAAUGCGCAUUAGGAUCUGAGUUGCGCGAAGACACAUGUUACAAAGUACAGUACAAUCCUCCAACAUGUCCUGUUGGUUUUAUGGCGCGCGAUGAUUAUUGCGUGGCACCAUUCCAAUGUGAACAAGAUCACAAUUUGGAAGGAAAUUCCUGCGUUAAAAGUGAACAUCGUCCCGUUAGCUGCCCUGCAGGCUCUCGUCAAUACGAAGAAUACUGCACUGUUCCUGGACCAUCAUGCAGUGAUGGGUUUAGCCUACAAGGUGGCCGAUGUGUUAAGACCCAAAGAAAGGCAAUUGUGUGCCCUCACGGUAGCUUCCUGCAGCGCGAUCUGUGCGUGAUGCCUGUUGUCUGUUAUAGCGGUUAUCAAAUGAUAUCCGGCCAGUGCACUCGUCCGGAACUCGUACCAAUUCAAUGUCCUUCCGGAUUCUACGUAGAACAGAGUCGAUGUGUUUCCAAAAGCUUCAACUGUCCCAACGGCUUCCGUCUGGAAGAAGAUCAAUGUAUUCGAAGGAACUUUGAGUCAUUGACAUGUCCAUCAGGUACAACUCUUCGAGAUCAUCUUUGCGUAACUGGUAAACCAUCGUGCAAGUUAGGGUUCAAACUGGAAAGCAACCGGUGUGUUCAACAUUCCUAUCAAACGCCUCAGUGUCCUUCUGAAACAGUUAUGAUCGGUAACCGGUGCGUCAAAAAUUUGGAAUGCCCACAUGAGUAUCGACAUGUUGCUGGCCGCUGUGUUAAAUAUCUUUACGAAACACCCAGCUGCAGAGAAGGCUCUUUCUACAACAGUAAGUGCAUUGCUCCUGGACCUGAUUGUCCGCCUGAACAUCUCUACAUAGAUGGUUACUGCGUUAAGAAGGAACAUUCCAGUCCAUCCUGCCCUCCUGGAGCUAAACAACACGAGAAGUAUUGUGUUGUAGGCAACCCUACAUGCCGAAACGGUUAUGAAUACACCUCCUCAAUGUGUGUCAGAAUGACGACAAUGCAAGCGACAUGUCGGUCUAACUAUACCCACCGAGAUGGCAUGUGUGUUUCAGAAGUACAUUCAUUUGAUUAUGUCUGCAAAGAAGGGUACAUUUUCAGCGGUCAUCAAUGUCUUCGAACAUCGUAUACCCAUGCUACUUGCCCCGCUGGUUACUCGUUGCAUGGAACAGUUUGUCAAGAAAACUCUUGCACAUCUGAUGCACCUUCUGUUACACCACCUGCUAUGCCAUAUGAUGUUAACAGACCCCAAAAUCCUCUCGCCGAACAGAAAGUUUUAACCAGCGGUACUGUCACUUGGGCUCAGUCUGCGCCAUCAGCUCCUUUGGUUGGCACUUCAGUUCCACCGCAUUACUUUAAUUCGAAUGUAGGCCAAAUUGUCCAAACAUCGUACGAAACAGUGAAUAAACCUAUGUACACAGCACCUGCCGAUGUCCAUAGCGAAUUCGCCGCAUUUUUCGAGCAAAAACCCGUUAGAUCGGAUGCAUACGGCUUAUAUCCGACGUACCAAGCGCCACCGUUGAAAACUCAAACCCCAAAGUCGGUCAGCUAUAACUUUAGCACCACCACUAGUAAGCCCCAGGUAGCAUCAACCGUCCUUACUGAAACAGUAGAAGAUGUGACCGUUGCCGUAACACAGUUAGAGCAAAUUACCAGCUGCACCGUGCAUUCUCCCAAAAUUUGUACCGAAGAUGACGAAUGGGAAUGCAAACACUUGACAUUCGAGAACAUCAGAAGCCGGCAUUGCGUGGAAAGUGGAGGUAGCAUCUUUUUGACGCUAGACGAGACCAGCUACGACUCUGACUCCAAGGUGCUCAUAGUGGCUGCUCGCACCGAAGAAUCGGAUGACGACUAUAACGACGAGGAUUACGAAGAUUCGCUGGACUGUUCGGGUUGCACAGACGGUAACUACAGCUGCUCAAGAAAGUGUUUCGAGUACGAAUGCGUUGAAUGUGCGUACGUCAGCAUGAAAGACUUCUGCAGUGACGAGUCCUUGCCAGAGCAUGGAUGCACCUACGAUGAAGGAUGCCGAGGAGAUUUUUGCUCAAUGUGAAAAGAUUGACGAUCGUUAGAUUAAGUUGGUUGAAUGUUUAGGUGAAAUACUUAUAAAACAUGUAACUGCCACAUAUUUUUUAACGUUUUUAAUAAAGUCGACCUUUAAUAAUUAACACAUAAUAAA